Paecilomyces variotii is the source of this 1695-nucleotide messenger RNA. RefSeq lists its product as hypothetical. The record is from RefSeq and is a predicted model, not a curated record. The transcript has a single exon. Bases 1 to 1695 code for a protein of 564 amino acids. NCBI's taxonomy places the organism in Eukaryota, Fungi, Ascomycota, Eurotiomycetes, Eurotiales, Thermoascaceae.
AUGAAUCUUGUCGCCGACCGACAGAACAUGAAGCAAGCUCACGAUGUUACCUUCCUUGCGGAGAAUUCCCCAGCCAUGCUGCGAAGGUAUGAAUCAGAAGAGGAGGAAAUAUCCGAGGCAGAAACCAACGGGAACGGUCGCAUGUACUCGCCCGUCGACGCGGACAGUGAUAUGGGAGCUUUUGAUUCGGAAUUGAGCGCGGAUGAGCAGGCCUCUGACGACGUCCAAACCCGGCAGACAGGCAAUAACCGCAGGAGCAUGCUAUCGCCCUUUCUAUCGAGCGGUCAGAAGUCACGGCCGGUGUCGAUGGAGACUGUCAAGCGAAGUAGUACUGCGACCUUCGUGCCAGGGUCCUUUUAUAAGGACGAGGAAGAGGUCAUGUCGCCUGCAACGCCUUUGACGACUUCCCCUAUGCCGUCUCCGAUCCUGAGAGGAACCGCGGUGGUGGUUCCUGCAGAUGCACCGGAAUCAGAGAUGGACUUGUAUCAUCAGUCCAGCAACCGUGACAGCAUGUCUUCUGUUGAGGAUGCCGAUUCGUCGUUGCUCGUGGCUACCCCGGUUAUGUACAUGAUUCCUUCGACGCGACCAAGCCUGAUCUCCAUCGCUCCUUCGUCGAACCGCACGUCUCCCACGAAGGAGGACAAUGCAGCUCGCCUCAGACGGGGCCUCAGCAAAAGCAGUCGGGGCAGCAGUGGACGAAGCAGUACAAGACCAGGGAGGAGAACAAGUCAAAAGAGAUACAGCUCGUUGUCUCUUGCUUCGACGCUAUCUGCCGAAUCAUAUACGACGUCUACAAACUCCCAGAAACAGGCGAGACGGUCGAGCAGCCGUCCAUCAAGCAUGGGCGGGGCUACUCCUAUGCAUGGCCGUCGUCACAGCAGAACCGAAAGCCGGAGCAGGAAUCGAGAAACCGCUCUGAUCGAAUCUCCGACGCUGGGGUUUCUCGCAGGAGAGCCAAAGCCGGGAGAAGAGACCAGUGCUACGAUAACGAACUUUUCUGAGAUGCCCCCUAUGCCUCAUCCAUUGAGUCCCCGGUCAAUGUCAUUUUCGUUUCAUGCUCCUCUAACCUUCUCGCCCGAGCGGCAGUCAAUCGACGUUUUUCCUCAGUCGCAACGUCCUGCAUCCAGCCUGGGACCAUUGGGUCCUCGGAGAAUCUCGAGCUUCGGCACCGUGGAUACAAGCGUGACACAGGGUCAGAGGUCGUUUUCUUCUGACUCUAGAAAGUCUUUCAAGCCAUCUCUGUCGCACAAUCUUUUCAGAAAGGGACCCCGACGGAAUCCCAGAUCUAUCUCAAUGUCUUUCCGUCCAGUCGAGGGUCCGGAACCAUCUCUCACAGCAAGUCCUGUGUCCUACACGUUCUCGCCUGACUCUAGCCACCAGCGUUCUGUAUCAACUUUUGAUGGGGAUAUUGGUAUCGGUCGCCAAAAUGCAACCUACCCUUACGCUAGGGGCUCGAGCAUGCUAUAUACGCCUCUAGGCGUCCGUUCGUCGUCGACCAUGGAUCUUGCAUCCACUCUGGACCCUAUCGCAGAUCCACCCUACGAUGCCGAUUCUGGACCAAGUUCCAGCAAGGAAAAGAGCCAGAAGCGUACACAAGAUACGGGCGAUAGUCGAGCGGCGGGCAAGAGCUUUAUGGGUAUCCGCUUAGGCCGCAAGAAGCGAGUCCCUACACCAACUGCCGAUAACAUGAUCUGA